Molecule: messenger RNA, 1455 nt
Organism: Emericellopsis cladophorae
Lineage: Eukaryota; Fungi; Ascomycota; Sordariomycetes; Hypocreales; Bionectriaceae
Exons: 1
Coding region: 1-1455 (484 amino acids)
Molecular function (GO): metal ion binding; ATP binding
Source: RefSeq, a predicted model, not a curated record
AUGCUCGACUUUUGGCGCCACAGGAUCAAGAACCUGGCUCUCCUGGUCCUCAGCCUCGUCUUCCUGCCCAUCGACACCCUCGUCAUCUUAUGCAUUGAUGUCUACUCCCGCCUCCUCGGCAGGAAGCCAUCCCACAAUGGCGCCCGCGGCAAAAAGACCGUCCUGGUGACCGGCGUCAGCAUGGCCAAGGGUCUCGCGCUCGCCAGGCACUUCCGUCGCGCAGGCCACCGGGUCAUUGGCGCCGACUUUCACGCCCUGUCGCAGGGCCGCGUCUCGUCCGCCAUUGACAAGUUCUACGCUCUGCCGUGGCCAGCAGCGGAGGAAAUGCCCGACGACGAGGACAUUGAGGAUGACGGGUAUGCCCUGGCGCUGCUCAAGAUUGUGCGCGAGAACAAGGUCGACAUUUGGGUGUCCAACUCGGACGUCAGCGCGGCGAUCCAGGAUGGUCUGGCCAGGGACAUGAUUGAAUCGCAGACGAGUGCCAAGGCCAUCCAGCUCAGCGCCCGGCACGUUCGUCUGCUGCACGAAAAGGACUCGUUCAUGACGCUCUGCCACAAGCUGGGCCUGCCCAUUCCCGACACGCAGAUCGUCUCGAGCCGGUCGGAUAUCAUUGAGUUCUUUGCCAACCGAGGCGGCCUCAAGCUCACGCCGGACGCCUCGACGCGCUAUCUCAUCAAACCCAUCGGCGUCAACGACAUUGCGCGCUUCGACAUGCCGCUUCUGCCUCUGGAAUCGGAGGAGGAGACGCUGCGCAGACUGGACAGCAUCCCGCUUGGCAGCGGCAAGUUUAUCGUGCAAGAGUUCAUCCAGGGCUUCGAGUUUUGCACGCACGCCCUCGUCGUCCGUGGCAAGGUGCGCGCCUUCGUGUCGUGCCCCUCAUCCGAGCUCCUGAUGCAUUACAAGGCUAUGGACCCCGACACGCCCCUGAGCAACGCCAUGCUGGAGUUCACCGAGAAGCUGGCCGCCUCGCUCGGCGAGACGUUCACCGGCCAUGCCAGUUUCGACUUUCUGGUCAAGGCCGGCGAGGACAAGGGCGAGGUCGUCGUCUACCCCAUUGAAUGCAACCCCCGCGUGCACACGGCCGUCGUCCUCUUCAACGACACGCCCGAGCUCGUGGCCGAGUACCUCUCCGUCCUCCACGACACGCCGAGCAGGGGACCGCCCAUUGUACCACGCCACCCGCACAAGUACUACUGGCUCGGCCAGGAGACCGUCGAGCGCCUCCUGUACCCCCUGUACCGCGACUUCCCGGCCCUCCCGCACAAGACGCCCGAGUUUCGGAGCUUUGUCGAGCACGUCCAGCACUGGAAGGACGGCACCUUUGAGACCUGGGACCCGUGGCCGUGGUGGUGGCUGUAUCACGUCUACUGGCCCGUGCAGUUUGCGCGUUAUCUCGUCUGGGGCCGCUGGCACAAGGUCAACGUCAGCACGGGAAAGGCCUUUCAGGCCAAGUGA